Molecule: messenger RNA, 419 nt
Organism: Oncorhynchus keta (chum salmon)
Lineage: Eukaryota; Metazoa; Chordata; Actinopteri; Salmoniformes; Salmonidae
Product: probable E3 ubiquitin-protein ligase HERC1
Exons: 2
Coding region: 12-404 (130 amino acids)
Source: RefSeq, a predicted model, not a curated record
ACGACAGGGUCAUGGCUCUGAGGAGAGUGACCUCUGCAGCGCAGGUCCUCCUGGCCAGGACCAUGGUGAUGAGAGCCCUGUCUCUACUCUCUGUCAGUGGUUCUAGCUGCAGCCUGGCAGCAGGGUUGGAGUCUCUGGGUCUGACAGACAUCAGGACCCUGGUCAGACUGAUGUGUCUGGCUGCUGCGGGGCGAGCCGGCCUCUCCACCAGCCCCACAUCUGGAUCAGGGGCCUCAGAGCGGCCCCGCGGGGCCACCAAGGCCAGCAAACCUAUCUCCUGUCUGGCCUAUCUCAGUACGGCUGUGGGUUGUCUGGCCUCCAACAGCCCCAACGCUGCCAAGCUGCUGGUCCAGCUCUGCACACAGGUAACAACAGAUACACAACUCAGACUCACACAAAGAUAAUAGACUGGAAGAGAA